CGGGAAUCGAUAUAAAGCUCUAUACUGAUUCAAUAUUCAAGAGCAGUGAAAGCUGAAUUUGAGAAAACUACAUAACCUUGAAGUCUGGAUUCAAACCUCCUGAUUGUAAUAAAACAUGUCUCCCCAAUAGAAAUCUGGACCAAGCCCUACUUCUCAACACUUCUACCCUGCUCUCUUUCUGAGGAGGAGAUAAACUCUUCCUUUUUAGAGGUCAACUGGUUCCACAAAGGAUUAGGUAUCGCUGUUAUAGCUGGGACCAAUGUUAUCCACAUCAAAGAAGGUUUCAGUGUGGAUCAAAGUGCAUUUUCAAAUGGGACCUUCUCACUGACAGUGCAUAAUACCACACUCAGCCAACAGGGGGAGUACACAUGCAGCAUCGCCUACAACAACAGUGAGCUGUACUCCAGCAACAUAACAGUAAUUAUUUUAGCCCCACCCUCCCUAACAAGCCUAUCGACAAUGGUGGUUCUCCACAGAGAAAAUGAGAUCAAAUGUUUGGCUCAGGGCUUCACUCCGCCUCUGAUCUAUUUCUCCUGGAUGAAAGGAGGAGAAGAGGUGCGCCCGCCCCGUCCAUUCACAGCAGUCAACCACACCAGCGAUGGCUACUUCUGGGCUGUGAGCAGUCUGGCUCUCACUCCCACUGCCGAGGAUAAAUAUAUCAACUUCAGCUGCGUGGUCAACCAUGCUGCCCUGCAGAAGCCUCUAGCCAUAGAGCUUCCACUCAACUUUACCCAACUCCCUACUGUCACACUCUCCACAAUCCCCGCUGACUCACCCUCCUCCCCUCUCACCCUCUCCUGUGACAUUGAAGAAUUUUACCCAAAGGAAAUCACUGUUCAAUGGGUCCAGAAUGGCUCCAUUUUGCCUGACCCUCCUUUAGUCCUGCCCAGCCCAGGAGGCACCUUCAGAACCAGACAUUUUCGCACUCUGAACAAGGAGGAGAGGGAAAGGUCUGGGGAGGUCCAGUGUGUCGUCUGGCAGCCUUCUGUUCCUGAGCCGAUCUCUGCAACUGUGGAUCUCUUCAUUACUGAUACCAAUGAGGAGGGCAUAGUACUGACCAAGUCAGCCAAGGCCUCGGUUGCUCUUAUGAUCAUCUCUCUGGUUUUGGUUUUGUUGCUGUGUUUUGGGUUCUCCUGGAGGAAGAGGGAUGAAAAGCAAAAGUCCCUGAGUGUGUCUGGAAUAAUCCUGCCCCCUCGGGUAAUUGUUGGUCAGAAAGGCAGAGUUACUGUGAGUGUGGAGGGCAGGAGAGUAGACAGAGUGCAGACAACUUGGUUCCUCAAUGACAAGCUCAUCUCAGACACUUCCCAAACAGUUACAGAGAAAGGUCCUCUGCUGCCACCAGGUGGAGAAGUUGGAUAUUACAAGCUUCACACGCAACGCCCCCUUCUCUCAGGAAAUGGCAGCACUCAACAGCUACUUUCCUCUCUCUCUUUCAUCCCUCACCUUUCCAUUCACAAGGGAGCAGUGUUCAAAUGCCAGGUCUCAUAUAUGGGCAAAGACAAAGUGGUGGUGGAGAGAGUGUCAGACAAGUUCACACUGUUGGCUGCUCCCAAAGUAUCUGAUAUUCAACUCACAGACCCAGCUGAUAGCUCAGGCAUCGUCACUCUCACAGCCCAAGCUUCUGGCUUCCACCCUGACAUCAUCACCUUCCGCUGGUUCUGUCAGGGUGGAGAACUCAGCCCUGUGGCACCUCCAGCACCCCUCUCUGCCCCCCGCCCUGAUGCCCAGGGCUUCUUCUCAGCCAUCAGCCAGUGCAAACUUCCCCGCACCGAGCUCGAGAGAGGGGAGACCAAAGUGUGGGUAACAGUGCAUCACAUGGCCCUCAAACAACCAAUCACACGAGAGACCAGAGGAUUCAUAAAGAGGCCUCAUGUGUCUGACAUCAUAUCGUACCCUGCUGCAUCCAGCCACUCCCCUAAAGAUCCAUUGAUCUUUGGCUGUGAAGUCACAGGAUUCUACCCACCUGACAUCUCAGUUUCUUGGUGGAGAAUAAUAGAGGAACAGGAUGAAGAGGAGAUUGAGGAAUGUGGAGAUAUUUGGGGGCCCCUGCUGACUCAUCCCAGCACUUACCGUGCAACUGCCACACUGAGGGUGGAAAGCAGUGAGAAAAGGGAAAGGGAAAAGACCAGAAUUGCCUGUAGAGUGAUGCACUGUUCCCUGCAGGAACCGAUUGAGAGACAGUGGCAAAACAGCCACUCAGAUGCUCCCUCCAUCCCCUCUUCUCUGUCUGUACAGUGGAAGAAAGGGGGGAUUGGAGUGUUUUCUCUGACUUUGUUGGGGGGUCAUCCCAAAGCCAAACUGUUGUGGGCAGCAGGAGGGGCCACUCUUUCCCCCCUUGUCUCCACGGAGAGUCAGGUUGAAGGGGAAGAUGGGACCCGGGAGCUGAAGAGUGUGUGCACCAUACAGAGGUCCUCAGGAAGAGGGGGACAGACUGACAGAUACAUCAACAGCCAACGGAACAGGCAUACACACUUGACAGAAGAAGCAGUAACAAAUUGUGGGAUAGAUGGCAUUGAAAUUGUUGAUGAAAAAGAUGAUGGAGAGAUUAAGAUGGAGCAGAAACGCCCUGGAACACCAGCAGUAAAAAGGAGGAGAGAAGGGGAGGAUGAAGAGAGUGAGGAUGAAAAAAAAAGAGGAAAAGAGAGCGAUAUUCCCAUGACAAACACAGUGAAUGUCAGAAGGGAGGAUAAAGGAGGAAAUGAAUCUUUAAGAGUGAGUGUGGAAAUCACUCACCCAGCCCUUGCUCUGCCUAUAUAUCGAACAUGGACAGAACCUCAGGAAGAGUCAUGAUUUUACACCAGCAAGUACUUUUUGAAUAUAGGCGAAUAAUGGAAAAUCUCAUCACCAUUACAGCACCCCCUGCUGUUCACUUGGUCAUGAUCAAAUUAUAAUUUCAACUUGAAGAUGGCUACACAUUUGUAGACAUGUAUUUAUUUAUUUAUCAAUAUUCUUAUUUUCCAGAAAAAUAAAUCUUAAGACAAAGAUGAAGAUGCAAUAAAGUUGUAAUUCUGGAAUUAUAUUUCUAGCUUUUUUUACACAUACAUGUAUCAUACUCAACGGCAUAUAUAUAUAUUUUUUUUUUUCAAAACUUCUUCCACAUUAAAGCCAUUACAUUUUA
Conger conger (European conger) is the source of this 3118-nucleotide messenger RNA. RefSeq lists its product as uncharacterized. The record is from RefSeq and is a predicted model, not a curated record. Bases 460 to 2790 code for a protein of 776 amino acids. The transcript has 14 exons. NCBI's taxonomy places the organism in Eukaryota, Metazoa, Chordata, Actinopteri, Anguilliformes, Congridae.